This is a messenger RNA of Cordyceps militaris CM01, 1263 nucleotides long. RefSeq lists its product as uncharacterized. The transcript is spliced from 3 exons. NCBI's taxonomy places the organism in Eukaryota, Fungi, Ascomycota, Sordariomycetes, Hypocreales, Cordycipitaceae. The coding region runs from base 1 to 1263 and encodes 420 amino acids. The record is from RefSeq and is a predicted model, not a curated record.
AUGGCGCGGGAAAGGGCCGUUCCCGUGUCUGGUGGAGCUGUAGGUGCUGUGGCGGUACACAUGAACCACGAGGAACUCGGACUCGGGAAGAGGUGUUUCCGGCCCCUUGGAUUACUCCCAUCUCCCGACAAAGAGCCGCGCAACACAGCCCGCCCGCCUCCCUUGCCGCGGCCCUCCCGCCCGCUCGCUCGAAACGCCAUGGGCGGCUUCGACUCGGUGGGCUCGCUGCUGGCCGACAUUGCCAACCUGCUCGUCGACGGCCUGCGCAUCCUGGGCCUCGCCGACAAGCGGCACUGGGGCCCCGACGAGUAUGAGCUGCAGCGGGCCAUGGAGCGCGCCCUCAACGACGCCAAGGCCGAUUUCCAGGAGCUCUCUCCGCUGCUCAAGAGCCAAUCCCACUACGAGCACGACCGAACCUUCACAUCCCUCGAAGAGCUCCGCACGCUCCGCGGCCAGUUUUACAUGCACAUACAAAACAUGCGCGCAUGGAGCCGCUCCGGCGGUCCCGUCAACGCCGUCUGGGUGCGUGACACAAAGGCCCUCCAGCGGCAGCUGCACCGCGCCCAGCGCCGCGCGGCCCAGCGCGUCUUCCACUCGGCCAAGGAGACCACCCAGCGGUGCCUGGGCGCGUUCCUGCUGCACCGGAAGCAGCGCGCCUGGGUCGCGGCGCGGCGCGCCGGUGCCGGCGCCAGCGACCACGACUGCCAGCGGCGCCAGCUCGACGAGGUGCGCGAGUGCUACGCCGUCGGCGGCUUCGAGCGCCUCGGCGACGUCGACGUCGCGUUUGUGUGCGACUUUUGCGACGGCCACGUGGUGUGGGAGGACGUGGAGCGCGUGCCGACGGCGAGGACAGGCGUCGAGGCGGGUGCGGGUGCGGAUGCGGGCGGCUCGCUGCUGCCCACGGCGACGAUGCCCCUGCAUGACGCGUACGGCGCGGCGCUGCUCGGCGAGUGGCAGGCCACGGGCGUCUCGCGCUCCGCCGGCGAGCCCAAGCAGGUCGUGUACCCCCCGCUCGCGGUGGCCAGCCACAUGGCGCCGGUCCGCGGCGACUGGAUGGCGCGUCUGCUGUGUCCGCUGUGCGAGGACGCCGCGGUCGAGCCGCAGGAUAUCGAGGACGAGGACGAGGUGUGGCGGCCGGAGAACCGCUUCGACGACCUGGCUGCGCUGCAGGAGCAUCUCGAAUGGCAGCAUGCGCCGGCGGCCGCACUCCCUACCAAACUGCCCGUAUCGCUGCCGUCGACGGACAAAUGCGUCGUCAUGUAA